CAGAAUCAAUUGUUUUUAUCAUUUUUAAAUAUCCUUCUUUAUUUACAACAUUAAAAGAAACUGGGAGUUUAUUGUGCCUUGGAGUUAGAUUGAUGCAAGAAUUUAGUGAAUCAAAAGAAGGUUAUGUUGAAUUGGUGAGUAUUAUUGGUAUCCAUUUCCAAAUAAGAGAUGAUUACAUGAAUUUACAAUCUGAAGAGCAACAUACAAUGCCAAUUGAGUUAAAACAUCGUGCCACUAAACUAAUGAAAGAUACAGAUUCGUUUGAGUACACAAAGGAUUAUCUGGUAAAAACUGAAAAAAAGGCAAAAGAUGAAAUUGGAAAUAAAUAA
Messenger RNA from Entrophospora candida, 329 nucleotides. Lineage: Eukaryota; Fungi; Glomeromycota; Glomeromycetes; Entrophosporales; Entrophosporaceae. The record is from the annotation of a GenBank genome assembly.